GAAGAAGACGACGAAAGGGAGGAAGAGGAAGGAGGAGGAAGGGGCAAUGGCUUUGCAGCAGCAAGCAGUACAGAAGAACACGCUGUACGUGGGAGGAUUGGCGGAGGAAGUGAACGAGUCCAUUCUACACGCCGCCUUCAUACCCUUCGGAGACAUCAAGGACGUGAAGACGCCUCUGGACCAGGCCACUCAGAAGCACCGCUCUUUCGGCUUCGUCACCUUCCUCGAGCGAGAGGACGCCUCCGCCGCCAUGGACAACAUGGACGGCGCCGAGCUCUACGGCCGUGUUCUCACCGUCAAUUACGCCCUCCCUGAGCGCAUCAAGGGUGGUGAACAGGGUUGGGCCGCUCAGCCCAUAUGGGCGGAUGCAGAUACAUGGUUUGAAAGGCAGCAGCAAGAAGAGGAAAUGCAGCGGAUUCAGGCAGAAAACCGAGCUGCAAUGCAGGAAGCGGAAGAGUUGCACAGAAAGAAAAUGGCACAAGAGCGGGAAGGAGAGAAAGAAGAUGAAACAGAGGUGAAGGAUGAUCCCAUGGCUAGGGCUGAAGCAGAGGUUCUGAAACAGAAUGACUAGCUUCUUAGCAACCACUAGAGCACUCAAUCAUGGAAAUUGUGUUCCUUCUCAAGUUUUUCUUUAACCUGUAACAACUAUCCUGUGAAAUUUUCAAAGUGAAACAAAUACGCCAUUUAUAUAGAGCAGUAUCCUUCUAUAUAACCGAAUGAAACGUUCUGUCUGUGUUUAUGUGUUUUAAUUUAAUAGUGACUUCUUCUGGCUUCA
Messenger RNA from Ziziphus jujuba (common jujube), 775 nucleotides. RefSeq lists its product as uncharacterized. The record is from RefSeq and is a predicted model, not a curated record. Gene Ontology annotation, molecular function: RNA binding. Lineage: Eukaryota; Viridiplantae; Streptophyta; Magnoliopsida; Rosales; Rhamnaceae. Bases 47 to 571 code for a protein of 174 amino acids. The transcript has 2 exons.